Molecule: messenger RNA, 1126 nt
Organism: Pseudogymnoascus destructans
Lineage: Eukaryota; Fungi; Ascomycota; Leotiomycetes; Thelebolales; Thelebolaceae
Exons: 2
Coding region: 131-1084 (317 amino acids)
Source: RefSeq, a predicted model, not a curated record
CCAAACUCGAUUAGAUAGCAAUGGACGUGAAUAUUCCAGAGAGGUUGGGCGAGCUUCAAGAACUCUCAUCCAACACACAUGUUGGGAAUAUCCAAACGCCUCUAAAGCUGGGACCCAUUAGACGAAAACAAUGGCUCAAAAAUGUGUUCACCAGGGCUGUGGGCUGAUGUACACUGAGCCAGCGGCGAGUUGCACAUAUCACGCCGGACCGCCUGUAUUCCAUGAGGGGCAGAAAGGCUGGAAGUGCUGCAAGCCCCGCGUUCUCACCUUCGACGAAUUCAUGACAAUCCCACCCUGCACAACUGGCACGCACAGCACCACCGAUCUCCCACCUGCGAUUGAGAAGAAAAAAGCCCCCGAAGAGGCACCACAACCGUCCCUCGAUGUGGACAAGGGCCCUACGCGGAAGCCUGUCGUUACCCCGCAAAAUGCACCUACCCCACCACCACCAGAGCCGCCGUCCGAGUCCGACAACCAGAGCCUUGAGAUCUCCGAAGGCAAGACCUGCCGCCGAAAGGCUUGCGGCGCCACAUAUAAAAAGGGACAGAGCAGAGAGGGCGAGAAGUGCACUCACCACCCUGGGGCGCCCAUCUUCCAUGAGGGUAGCAAGGGUUAUAGCUGCUGUAAGCGACGCGUUCUGGAGUUUGACGAGUUCAUGAGAAUUGAGGGGUGCAAGAAGAAAGAUAGACAUCUGUUUAUUGGCAGUGGGAAGAAGGAUAAGAAGGACGAACUCAGUGGAGGAGAGGAGAAGGUUGAGACUGUGAGGCAUGAUUACUACCAAACAGGAGCCACCGUUAUCGCGAGCUUGUUCCUAAAGAAGAUCGUGAAGGAGGAGUCGACUGUCAAAUUCACACCCCAGGCUGUAGAACUGAACCUCAAAACCUCAGAUGCUCUGCCAAAAAGGUACGCGAAGACCCUGGAGCUUUUUGGGCCCAUUGAUCCAGAGGCGAGCAGCUUCAAGAUCAUGGGCACCAAGCUAGAACUUACGCUGGUGAAGGGCGAUGGGCAGGCGUGGCCUGUGCUUAGGGCUGACGAGAAGAGGACAGGAGAGAUUUUUCAGGUUGGACGGGCAGGUAUGGCGUAGUUCCAACCUGAUAUACAAACGAAUAGAACGAUAGGAGGAUUA